GGUCAAAUAAAAGAUAUUGACGAGAUAUCGUAUCAGAAAAUGACAUGUGAACCAGGACGUAGUUAAAUAUUUGAAGAAGUCUUAUCGUCUAUCUCAAAUUUCUCCAAUUCCUAUCACUGAUAAAGACAGAUAAUGCCAAUAGGAUAAAUUGUGCUCUAACCAUCACUGUUAUACAGAUAUACUGUGUUAUAAUAUUAUUGUGAUACAACGUAACUGUGCUAUUAUAGUUUUACCUACUGCUGCUAAAAAACAACACAUUUUGGUAGAAUCUUGAAAUUGUGUUAGAAGAAAAAUCUGCAAUAAAGGUCAUAAAUAGUGUUGAAAAGAAGUGAUUAAGAAUAUAUCACAGAAACUGUAAUGUUGAAGCAACUAGUGUUGUUAACUUUGCCUGUUACUCUGUACGCCUGGCAGCUGUGCCAUGGAGACUCGUGUAAAAUCAACCGACAGGCGAGGAUCAUUGGAGGGGACAUCACCGAACAAAAUUCCAGGCCAUUUCAGGUUGCCCUUUACGCGCGAGUGGGCACCACGGGUGAAGUGGGCUUCUGCGGAGGUUCGCUAGUACAUCCAGAGUGGGUGCUGACUGCGGCGCACUGCUGCUAUCAUAAUGGACAGCAAGUUGACAACGUUCAGGCAAUCCUGGGCGCGCACUCACUGUACGACCGUUACGAAAACGGUCGCCGUAUCGUGAAUGUUGACGAGGUGCGGGUCCACCCAGAUUACGAUCCGGAAUCUUUCGCUAAUGACAUUGCGCUAAUGAGGCUCGCUAACACCAUGCAGCUAACAGAAACUAUAGAUGUGGUUCGUCUACCGUACCUGGGUAUAACCAACUUCAAUUUCGCUGGAAUGGGAGCCACGGUGUCCGGCUGGGGAAUAGCGGCGCCAGGUGUCGAGUUUGUGUCACCAACUCUUCGAGAGAAGCUGAUGACUGUGAUGACGGAUACAAUGUGCAACAUACAGUAUUUCGACCAACUGCCCGCCAACGUUGUAUGUGGCUUCCACGCUACCGCUGGCACUUGCAAGGGUGACAAUGGUGGUCCAUUGACGAUAUGGUAUAACGCCACAGAAGAAGUUAUCCUGAUCGGCGUGGCGUCGUUCGUGGACGCGAGCGGCUGCAACGGCGAACUACCCUCAGUCUUCACGCGCGUACAGCGCCAUCUGCAGUGGAUCAGCGACAACACCGGCAUAGUACUUCAAUAACAUUGUUAUACCUCUUCCUUGAUUAUAAUACUAGUUUAAGUUUUAUUAUAAAGUAACCAAGGCUGGAAUCGAACCAUCACGCCUGGGUCACAUCUCAGACACUGGCGAUCAAAUAUAUGAAAGAGGCGCGUUCCUAGCACACAUUCUAAGCUCGUGUAGGUGAACGCGUACCAUGCUUGUAUGAGUGAGAUAUGACAGGUCGAUU
Leguminivora glycinivorella is the source of this 1402-nucleotide messenger RNA. RefSeq names its product brachyurin-like. NCBI's taxonomy places the organism in Eukaryota, Metazoa, Arthropoda, Insecta, Lepidoptera, Tortricidae. Gene Ontology annotation, biological process: proteolysis. The record is from RefSeq and is a predicted model, not a curated record. The transcript has 7 exons. The coding region runs from base 358 to 1197 and encodes 279 amino acids. Gene Ontology annotation, molecular function: serine-type endopeptidase activity.